This is a messenger RNA of Magallana angulata, 2092 nucleotides long. RefSeq lists its product as uncharacterized. The transcript is spliced from 2 exons. Bases 893 to 2092 code for a protein of 399 amino acids. Gene Ontology annotation, biological process: DNA recombination; DNA integration. NCBI's taxonomy places the organism in Eukaryota, Metazoa, Mollusca, Bivalvia, Ostreida, Ostreidae. The record is from RefSeq and is a predicted model, not a curated record. Gene Ontology annotation, molecular function: DNA binding.
UGUUGUCAUGUCCAGUACGGUUGGAUUAUGAUAUAUGGCUUACCAAGGAGCCCCUUUAUGGUUUAGGUGCAACGUUGUAAUAUCUGAUGUAGUUGGAUUAUGUUUGGCGGUUUACCUAUGAUGUUAUAUCCAGUGUGGUGGUGUUAUGAUAUGUUUACUUAUUGGUCACCAUAUGGCUUAGUGAUCAGUUAUCAUAUCCAGUGUGACUAGUCUAUGAGGUGUUUAGAUAAUUAGCUUCUACAUGGUUGAGUGUUAGGUGGUUACCUUAAUGUGGGGUGAGUUAUACAUACUUUGCAUGCAUAUUGAGUUUGCAGUACAAGUUUGGUUAGCUUUGUGAACAAAGAUGUAUAGAUAGGUUUAAAUUUUGAGUUCUUUUAUGGUAAGCUGCUAGGUCUACAUGUAUGGUAUAGUUGUAGGUUAUCAAUUUCUAAAAGUUUGGUUUAAUAUAUAUGUUUGGUAACCAUUAUUUUGAAUCAUGGGAUAUGUGUAUAAUAGCAUAUUUGGUUUAGCAUAUUUGUGCUUUGGAUUGUAGGUCAGAAACUUGUGGUUAACGGAGCCAAUGUACAUGUACUUGCCAUUACUUUUGUACUUACAUUACAUUUUUCAAUGGUUUAAGUCAUUACUGAAUGACAUAAAAUUUUUGAUGUAUUAUAAAUUUAGGUUUGAUGGUGUGAUUCCAAUUGUUAAAAGGCAUGAAUAGGCACAAAUAAAUCCAAAAAUUUUAAUCUCUGUUCACACAUUGGAAGGACUCACUGGGGUUUAGGAUAAAGUUCAAGUUGGGUUUUAGAUCCUGUAGGAAUUUACUGUUAUUGAUAAGGCAAUGUAUCAAGAAUAAGGGUUGGUUACAUUAAGUCAUAGAAAACUUCAGCUGUAGGGUACAGUUUUUUACAGCAUGAUGCCUAGACCAAAAGUUGGUGUGAAAAGAAAAAGAGCUGGUUCGGCGGAAAGAAAAGGAGCAAAGUCCAAAAAAGAUCAGAGCUCUGAUCAUCACGAGGAAACAUUGGUAGAGAGAGUAACACAGGCGGUGUUGGAAGCAUUAGAGGACAGAGCUGUCCCCGCCAUUCCAGACAGGAGCGAGUCCCCCCAGAGUUUGGAUGGUCAAAAAAUUUCUGGAGGUGUCAUUGGACAGCGAGGACGAACCAACAGCCAUACCAAGCCACCUUUUGCAGCUAUCCAAAACACAGCUGUUACCUUGAUUGAGGCAGCUUUAGCCCCUAAUACAAAGAUUGUCUACAAGCAGGCCCUAAAUUGUUUUCAGACAUUCAUGCAAAGUUAUUACAAUACAUGCAGCAUUAAGGAUGUUUCUCUCGAACACAUUAUUAGUUUCGUUUCCUAUCUAUUUAGUAUAGGCAAAGCACCAAGCUCGAUAACAACAUACUUGGCAGCGCUGGCAUAUUAUUUUAAAAUGUCUAAUAUUCCAGACUUUUCAAAUCAUUUCUUGAUAAAGAAAAUGUUAAGUGGGGCAAAGCGUCUGGCCAGCUCUCCUGAUGUGAGGCAGCCUAUUACUCUGGAUAUCCUGGAAAACCUUUUAGUAGCCGUGCCUCAUGUAGCCAAUUCUAGUUACCAAAGAUGUUUGUUCAUGGCUAUGUUUAUAAUAGCAUUUUAUGCUUUCCUCCGAGUAGGAGAAAUCACAGUUCGCUCCCAUUCUAACCCAAACUUGCUGCUUUUAAGUAAUGUAUCCUUCAAGACAAUAGCCAAAGCAAGUUGUAUGAUCAUAACAAUGACCAACUUCAAGCAUAAUCUGGGGAAAAAUCCUGUGCAUCUGGAAAUCAAACCUCAGCCAAUCCGCAAAUUUUGUCCUGUGCAAAUCAUGAAGAAUUAUCUCAAAGUGAGAGGUGUGAAGGAUGGACCUCUGUUUUGCUAUGGCUCUGGAAGGCCUAUAUCCCGUUCAGAAUUCUGCAAGGUGCUGAAAUCGGCUCUGAAGUUCUCAAAGUUGGACAGUCAUAAAUUCAAAGCACACAGUUUCAGAAUAGGAGCAGCAACUCAGGCUCACCUGCAGGGCUUCUCUGAUUCACAAAUAAGAGUUAUGGGAAGAUGGCAUUCCGAGUCAUUUCAGAGAUAUAUCAGGGUGUCCUUGUUUCCAACAUUGUAG